This is a messenger RNA of Podarcis muralis (Common wall lizard), 3083 nucleotides long. Lineage: Eukaryota; Metazoa; Chordata; Lepidosauria; Squamata; Lacertidae. The record is from RefSeq and is a predicted model, not a curated record.
CAGAGAGAAAGGAAACUUAUGGGGGGGGGCGCACCUGGAGGACAACCAGCCAGGCGCGCGUGUGAGGCGUUGUUUUGAGGGGCGGCGGCAAAGGCAAAGGCAGGCGGGGAAAGAGGCGGCGGCAGCGGCUGUUUCGAGGGGUGGAGGCGGGCAAGCUGAGGCACCUGAGCGGCACCCGCCUCCUCUUUCUCCUCCCUCUCUCCGCCCUCUCAGUGGUUUCGUCUUUCUUUCUUUCCUCCGCCCGGAAACUCACAAGAGAAGCAGCCACGUUGCCUCAGCCCUACCGACCUGGGCCGGGUUCGGCGGCGGCGGAAGCGGCGGCAGCGGGUCCCCUGAGGAGAGCCGGGAGCCCGCGCUUUUCCUUGGCGCCUUUCCCGCCCUCCCGCGGGUCUGAGGCGCUCUCUCCCCCGCGCCUUACCUCCACCAGGUAUCUUCUCUUCACUACUGCCAAAAGACCUGCCUUGCCCCCUGAUUGUAAACACGCCAGAUGUUGGGUGCCAUGGCUGAGACUGCAGGAGAAGAACCCGACUUCAAACUUGGAGAACGGUGCCAUGAGUGUGGGCAGCUCCACUUGUUGCUAGACAAUCAUCUUUAUAACUUCCAGGAUGAAGUGGAUGAUGAGCUCACUUGCCAUAUUUGCCUUCAGCCUUUGCUGCAGCCUAUGGACACACCUUGUGGACACACAUACUGUUUUAAGUGCCUUGAGAACUUCAUGCAGGAGUAUGACUUCUGCCCUAUGGAUCGGAAAAAGCUGUCCUUCCAGCAGUGCCGGAAGUCUUCCCUUUUAGUGCGGAAUUUACUUGAUAAGCUCAUUGUCCUCUGCCCCUUUCAAGAAGAUUGUAAGCACACUAUGCAACGGUGUGAGUUAGAGGCUCACUUGCAAAACAGGUGUCCUGGGUUCAAGAAGUUCAAAGCUCAUCUUGAAAGGAAAAAGAAUCCUCGCUUCAGGUUGAAGGCAGAUUCUCUUUCCAGACAGGAAGCGAGUACUGUAAAGGAGCCUGAGAUAUUGAACGCAGUGCCGUCCCUUGUUUCUGGAAGUUCAAUAGCUGCAGUGGUUUCCCUGGAGACACCGGAACCUGGAUUGAUUAAUCCAGCCUUUGAUGGGAGUGAAGAAGAUUUACCCCAAAGAGCCAGUCUUUUAGCAGAGACAACUACAAUUGAAAUUCACCGAGAAGACCCUGAGGAAGAACUUGGGAUGCGGAUAGUUGGGGGUAAAGACACCCCACUAGGCAACAUUGUUGUCCAAGAAGUUCUUCGGGAUUCAGUUGUUGCUGCAGAUGGAAAAAUAGCGCCUGGAGACCAUAUCCUGGAAGUGAACGGCGUCAACAUCAGCAGUGUGACACAUGCUCAAGCUGUCUCCUUACUGCGUCAGCGCUGUGCUGUGUUUCACUUCAUAGUACUGCAAGAGAAAGGGUUUACCACCAGAACUGGGCAACUGGAUUCCAGCCGUUCAGUAAACCAGGAAGUGAUCCAUGUUACCCUUGUAAAGAGAGACCGAUCUGAACCUCUUGGCAUCAAAUUGAUCAGAAAAACAGAUGAGCCUGGGAUUUUCAUUCUGGACCUUCUAGAUGGAGGCUUGGCAGCCAAAAAUGGGAAACUUAGUCGGAAUGAUAAAGUUCUCUCUAUAAAUGGCCAGGAUCUAAGACAGGGAACUCCUGAAGCAGCUGCACAGAUAAUCCAGUCUGGUGUGCAACUCCCAGAAACUGUUGAAGAUGGCAGCGCAUCAAACACCAGCAGCAGUAGCAGUGGAGGAAGCCCAGUGCAUCGUCGCAGAAGACCUGAACAGAAUCAUUAUCGAUGGAAGUCCAAUUACCAGAAGGCACUCCCUCAAGGUUACCUCAGCCAGGAGAAGUUAGUUAACAUAAAGAAGGAGCCAAAAGAAUCUCUGGGAAUAACUAUUGGAGGUGGAAGAGACAGUAAAAAUAAACUCCCUAUUUAUGUAACUAGCGUACAGCCUGUUGGAUGCCUCUUCAGAGAUGGUAGAAUUAAAAGAGGAGAUGUACUGCUGAGUAUAAACAAUGUUGAUCUGACUCAUCUUAACUACAGUGAAGCAGUCUCUGCGCUGAAAUCAAAUGCAGCACUGCACACAGUGACAUUGAAAGCCUUGGAAAUUGUGGUAACGGAAAAGACAUCUGAAUUUACUGAGGCACCAGAUACCAGGGAAAGUGGGUUUAGCUGGGCUAGCUGGGCUCCUCUCUGGAUCAUGUGGCUUGGAUUGCCUAGUCACCUCCAUUGCUGUCAAGACAUUAUCCUGCGUAAAAGCAACUCUGAGAGCUGGGGAUUCAGCAUAGUUGGUGGGUUUGAAGAAAACAAAGGGAACCAUCCAUUCUUCAUUAAAACCAUUGUGCCUGGAACACCUGCUUUCUGGGACAGAAGACUGAAAUGUGGAGAUGAAAUUGUGGCUGUAAAUGGAGUGUCUGCCAUGGGAAUGAGCAAUGCUGAAUUGAUUCCCAUGCUGAAGGAACAACGGAAUAAAGUAACUCUUACUGUGGUGUCCUGGCCUGGAAGCCUUGUUUAAGACAUAAACUCAGUAUAAUUUUGGGACUACUUUGGUACCAGAUUUCAAGGCUUUGAGUGAUGAACCAACCAAAGAAACAGUGAACUGAUUUAAGAUGGCUUUUCUCAAGACUGUCACCUGGAAUCCUAUUCCUAUGCCAAAGGCAAACUGCUUAUUUUAUUUUUUAUUUUAUUUUUUUACCCAGCUUUCUGGCAGACAGAAGCCAUGCUUCAGUGAUCAGUUAAUGUUUUUGUUAUAUAACUAUUGGACGUUGAACAUAUGAAAUCUAAACUACAGCCUGUUUCUCCUCAACUCACAUUUUAAUCCCCCGAUAAACUGCUUUGGAGUUUGUUUUUACAAUCAAGGGGUAUAUAAAUUUUAUGAAAUAAAAAUAAUAUAUAUAUAUGAGUACAAGAGAAACCUGUAAAAAAGGUUUUCAUGAUUACUUAUGGCUCCUGGUAAAUUCAGUAAACAUUGGCUAAUGUCGCAGGUGGCACUGCAGGUUAAACCACAGAGCCUAAGACUUGCUGAUCAGAAGGUCGGCGGGUUGGAAUCCCCGCGACGGGGUGAGCUCCCGUUGCUCGGU